CUUCUUCAUCCAUCCAUCCAGAGCUGACUGCUGUCCUGAGUGAAGCAGUCCCAGAGUGUGGACUCAGAGCUCCUUCAGCCUGUUUCUGAGGAGCUCUGCUUCAUUUGAGCAGCAGUUAGGACUCCUGUUGGAGAGAAAACCCUUCUGACUGUCUUUCUUCCUGCAGGGUGGACCAUGGUGGAGAGCAGAGGUUAAAACCUGGUCUGAGGAAGUAUUUCUCUCAACUUGAACUGGACACAAACUCAAUGAGCAGAAAACUCAAACUGUCCAACAACAGGAACGUGACACGUGUGGAGGAAGAGCAGCCAUAUCCUGAUCAUCCGGACAGAUUUGAAGGCUGGACUCAGCUGCUGUGUAGAAAUGAUCUGAGUGGUCGAUGUUACUGGGAGGUUGAGUGGAGCGGGAAAGUUUAUGUAUCAGUGAGUUAUAGAGGAAUAAGGAGGAGAGGAGCCAUGAAGGAGUGUGUGUUUGGAGGGAAUGAUCAGUCCUGGAGUCUGAGCUGCUCUGAUGAAGGUUACUAUGUCUGGCACAAUUACAGAGGAGUAUCCAUCUCCUCCUCCUCCUCCUCCUCCUCCUCCUCCUCCUCCUCCUCCUCUGGUAGAGUAGCAGUGUAUGUGGACUGUCCUGCUGGCUCUCUGUCCUUCUUCAGAGUCUCCUCUGACUCUCUGAUCCUCCUCUACACCUUCAACACCACAUUCUCUCAGCCUCUCUAUGCUGGAUUUAGACUCUGGUCUGGUUCUUCAGUGAGUCUGUGUCCUCUGUAUCAGGACGGUCUCUGUCUCUGACAGCAGUCCUGUCAGCACCAAUCAGAGAUCAGAGAACAUCAGUGGAGUUCAGCAGGGCUCACAGACGGAGCCUCCAACUCUUUGUAAAUAUGUGGUCACUUUAAGUUUCAGGACGUUUUCUAACCUCCUCAAGUCUUUGUCAGCAGCGAUGGAGACCAUGAGGACAGGACUCUUCUGAUCACUGUUGGACGUUUGUCUUCUGGUCCAGCCCAGCCGGUCCUGACUGGACCAGUCUGGUCUCAGCUGGACUGAUUGAAGGAGAGUCUGACUGAGAGUCUGAGUCUGUCAGUCUGCUGCCAGGCUGGAAGUGAAG
Messenger RNA from Salarias fasciatus (jewelled blenny), 1098 nucleotides. RefSeq names its product stonustoxin subunit alpha-like. The coding region runs from base 246 to 785 and encodes 179 amino acids. The transcript has 2 exons. Gene Ontology annotation, molecular function: protein binding. The record is from RefSeq and is a predicted model, not a curated record. NCBI's taxonomy places the organism in Eukaryota, Metazoa, Chordata, Actinopteri, Blenniiformes, Blenniidae.